AUGUUCAAGAAGAAGCCCCAGAUCAAGAACCUUUCGCCCCUCCGGUCCUCUGACCGCCGCAAGCUCGCGGACCAGAUUAUCGCCGACUACAGAAUCCAUGUGCCCACGCUGGCAGAGAUCGAUCCCCCCGCGGCCGCCGCAGAGACUACAUCCUCGACCCAUCAUGCUACUCCCGCCCUCACGUCCGUCCGCACGAGCCUUGUUCCCGAGACGUGCCUCUCUGCACGCUUCACGACUCACGCCGGACCCAACGCAACGUUAGUCUCGGGGACGGUGUAUGUGGGCGCACAUCCUGGACAGGAGGAGAGGAUCCUGUGGAUUCAAUAUGGCAAAGAUGCGAGGCUAUACCCCACGGUGUAUACACUGUGGCACAACCCGGGCAUCGUUCCCUUACUGCACACGCAGGACUUCGUCGUCGAGAAACUCCGCACGGGAGCCGACCUGAUGACGCCCGGCUUGGUGGGUGGACCACCGUGGCCCGAGGCGGCGAAACCAGGAUCGGUCGUUGCGGUUGCGGGUUUGAAGAAACCCACCGUGCCUCUGUGGGUGGGCACAUGCAAGAUCGACAUCUCGAGUUUGGGCAAGGUGCAGGGAGCCAAGGGUGCCGCGGUCGAGGGCGUCCAUUGGGAGGGCGAUGAGAUUUGGAGCUGGAGCCAGUUUGGGAGUGGAGGCCGAGCUGCCCCGGAGACGAUAGACGGAUGGGACUUUCCCGCGGGUGACAUACAAGAUGGAGUGGAAAGGCUGGAUCUGGAAGAGAGCGACGACGACGACGACGUGCAAGAGGAAGGCGGUGUGACCCUCGACACUGCAAAGGGGGAGACUGAAAACGGCAACCAUGAAGCCCAUGGACUAGACGAGACCCAGGCGAACGAAGCAGAGCCAGAAGCAGAGCCAGAACGGGAACCCUCGACCGCCGAAGUGGACGAAGCAUUUGUCCAGGCGUUUCUCUAUGCCCUCUACGACGCCAAAAAGGCCGCCGACCCGCCUCAUCACGGGCUUGACUUUCCCAUCCAGCCAUCUUUUGUGAUAUCCAACAUGAUCCAACCGCAUCUCCGCGUCCAGAACCCGCAUUACACCAUCAAGAAGACCUCUUGGAAAACCACCAAAAAGUUCAUCAAGUACCUCGAAAAGCAGGUGCUCGUCAAGUCCAAAGACCGCAACGGCGGCGAGACGGUCAUUCUCGACGUCGACUUCGCUGACCACCGCGUCGUCAACUUCCAGCCGUACGCGCUGCCGAAGCCGAAAGCCCAGCAGACGUCAGGAGGCGGCGCAGACGCCACGCAGCCGUCGGCCAGCGGCGGCGGCGCCGAUCCCUCUCUCGGGCAGAAACUCACCCUGCAGACGGUCUACCGGGCCUCCAGCAAGCUGGUCCCGGACCUGAUCCCUUCCAAGACCACGUACUACACGUCGGCGCAGAUCGCGUCGUUCCUGAAGAAGUACAUCGAGAACGAGCCCGCGCUGACCGCCAACACCUCGUCGCCGCGCUUCGUCAAGCUCGACCCCUUCAUCGCCAACAACAUCCUCGGCUCGAACCCCACCGGCAGCGACACGCGCGUCCUGGCCGCCGGCGAGAUCGCGCGCGACGCCCUGCUCAAACGCAUCCUGGACGACUCCCACCUCUGCAUCCCACACUGGCUCCUGCUCCGGAACGCGCAGACCUACGACCCCGACGCGCCCGACCUGCCGAAGCCCCGCCCCGGCCCGCCGCCGCAGGUCAGCAUCGUGGUCGAGAAACGCUCGGGCACCAAGGUCGUGACCAAGAUCUCGGGCCUGGAGGUCUUCGGCAUCAACCCGCACAUCCUGGGGCCCGAGCUGCAGAGGAAAUGCGCCGGCUCCGCCAGCGUCGGCCAGCUGGUCGGCGGGAAGCCCGGCGUCAUGGAGAUCCUCGUGCAGGGCGACCAGCGGGACGUGGUGGAGAAGGAGAUGGGCCGCCGCGGCGUGGAUCGGAGGUGGGUGGCCGUGGAGGACAAGACGAAAAAGAAGAAGAAAUAG
Molecule: messenger RNA, 1992 nt
Organism: Fonsecaea erecta
Lineage: Eukaryota; Fungi; Ascomycota; Eurotiomycetes; Chaetothyriales; Herpotrichiellaceae
Exons: 1
Coding region: 1-1992 (663 amino acids)
Biological process (GO): formation of translation preinitiation complex; translational initiation
Molecular function (GO): translation initiation factor activity
Source: RefSeq, a predicted model, not a curated record